Molecule: messenger RNA, 2064 nt
Organism: Penicillium canariense
Lineage: Eukaryota; Fungi; Ascomycota; Eurotiomycetes; Eurotiales; Aspergillaceae
Product: putative C6 transcription factor
Exons: 5
Coding region: 1-2064 (687 amino acids)
Biological process (GO): DNA-templated transcription
Cellular component (GO): nucleus
Molecular function (GO): zinc ion binding; DNA-binding transcription factor activity, RNA polymerase II-specific; DNA binding
Source: RefSeq, a predicted model, not a curated record
AUGUCGCCCGCAACCCUUCAAGUCAAUUCCAAUUCGAAGCUGCCGUCGCCCGGGUUCAGCGCCGGCUCGCGACCCUACCGCUCACACAAGGUCCGCGCUUGCGACCUCUGUCGCAAGCGCAAGUCUCGAUGCACCGUCGAUAUCCCGGGCCAAUCUUGCCUCCUAUGUCGCGUGCAGGGGGCUGAUUGUCACUACCAGGAGGAGCCGAACCCGGACUCCUCGGUGUUGAGCACAACGGAGACCAAACCGUGGUCGGGAGCGCAGCCGGUUGAGCCGGUGUCGGGCAAGAAGCGCAAGCGCAGCCCUGAUGGACUGCCCACCUCCCGUCAGUCAACCAAUGGACCUAGUCCGCAGGGGACGACAAUUUCGUCCUCGGGACGCCGGGGAAGUGAUGCACGGCGGAAAGAUAUGGACGACCCGCACAAUGAGUCAGUUCUCAUUGUCGGGCCCAUGGUUGCAGAGGAUGCGCAGGUCAUUGAGCAAUAUAUGCCCCCUGAGCGGUCCAGCCUGUCCGAAGACGCGAACAGUCAUCCAUACAAUAUCUACUCCAGCGAUCCACGGAAGCCUGUGCUCUAUACCACCAUCUCGCGGCGGAGGAAGGGUAUGCGCCGCGGCGUUCCACCUGGUGAGAAUCAGAAGGAAGUCCUGGAACAGAUCCUAGGACCAUUCAAACAUGACCUUGUCAGGCUCUUCAUCGAUCGUUUCAACGUCGCGUUCCCGAUCUUCGAUGGCGAACAGUUCUGGGAGUCUUAUAUUACCGAUGGUGUAGAAGAUCCGCCGGCUGCGCUUCUGUGCCAAGUAUACUCGAUGUCCCUCGUGUACUGGAACCAUACACAGAAACUCUCGUGCCAUCCAAAACCCGACGUUCGAUACGCGGUAAACAUGACAGUGGCUGCUCUGCACGAAGAGUUCUCGGCACCUGGUCUGUCCACAAUUAGUGCCGCACUGAUUGAUUUGACGGGAAGACCUAUCUUCUCGAUGACUGGAAACGCCAUCAGCUGCGGACGCAUGUUGUCUUUGGCCAACUGUCUUGGUUUGAACCGCGAUCCGAGUCAUUGGAAGCUCUCGCAGCAAGAAAAAGAUCAGCGUAUUCGUCUUUGGUGGGGUGUCGUAAUUCAUGAUCGCUGGGGAAGCUUUGGUCACGGUGUACCGCCACAGAUCGCCAAAUCCCAAUACGACGUACCGCUGCCUACUGUUGACGGCUUAGUUCCGGCGAGCCUUCGCACCACUGAGCGUGUGAGGGCAGCGCACUGCCAUAUUUCUUUGUGCAAAUUAACCGAAAUCCUGGGCGAACUGUUACCUUUGGUCUAUGGCUUGCAGGCAAAGCCCGCACGCGAAAGCUCCAAGAAGCUGAGGCAGAUUCGGACGGAUCUGGAUCUUUGGGAGGACUCGCUUCCCGACUGGUUGAGAACACCAAUAAACGGCCGUGGCGAGCAGUUAUCUGCGUCUAGCAGCUUGCAGCUUGCUUUCUUGGCGGUCAAAAUGCUUGUCAGUCGAGUGGAAUUGAAUGAGGUCAACAACGCAGAGACCGACAAUCCCGAGGCUCGUCGCUACUUUCAGACCGAAUGCCGCAGAUCAGCAGAAGAGAUCGUGCGGUUCAUUACCUCCCUGCGGAAAGAUAACUUCAAGGAAUUCUGGUUACCAUAUAGCGCGUUCCAUCUGACGUCUACGGCCACGCUCCUUGUGCGCUGCGCUUUCGAAACAAACGACAGUGAAGUGGCGCGGUCCUGCCUGGCCAACGUUGAGACCCUGCGUAAUGUGCUACGUCGUGUUCGUGAGGAAGAAGACUGGGAUGUGGCUGACAUGUGCCUGGACCACUGCGAACGAAUCAUGCACCGUCUACCUGGUACUAGUGCCGCUAUGGACCAGACGCUUACUGCAGCGAUAGCUGACAAUGGGUUGGUCAACCCAGCCGCGAUCUCAUUGCCCGAGACUCAAACCAAUAAUGAUAUUGUGGAUGACAUGAUGUCCAUUUCGAAUACGUUCGGAACGAUGGAUGGCUUCCCCUUCGACAUGACAGGUAUCUGGGAUGUCUCCGUGUUCCAGGAUGUCAAUCUGUCUUGA